ACAAACACUAAACGCAGUCAACCCGACCGGUAGUUUGCUCGGUUGCGUUGUGAUGCCUGUCUGGUCGUUCGCCAAGAAGUCGGUAAAGAUAUUUCUCAAUUUUGCUUUCGGACAAUUCUUUUCCCAACCACUUUGCGAUUCGCAAAUUUUCAUAAGUCCUAGCGGUUUUGGCUGUAAGGAUCUGUACUUUAACACUGAGAAAAUAAAUGCUCUGUUUGUCGAACGCAAAAUCCCUAUUGUUGUUUGCGUGGCCUAUGUUUCCGAACUCCUGCUUUCUUUACCCUCGUGCGUGAUUAUAAACGGCAUCGACCUUGUACUUCAGACUGCAUCCAAUGACUAUCACUCAACCAAAGACAGUAAAUUGUUCAGCUCCAUGUUUUCGAGCGUGACGGCUGCUGCCUUUGCAGCAGCAAAAGUUGCUGAUUGUUCUGCGGAUUGGUUGACACUACAUGAUGAGGAAAGCGAAGACGAACUUAUAUCCUCUGAUGAAGGUGAUCGUGCUGAAAAGGUGGAAUCAGGUUGGCUCUUCUCCCGUAUCCAAAAGCUAUUUGAGCGUUUGACGAAGACUGCAGAGAAAGUGGAUCUAGAGCCCUCCGCUGAGGGUUCGUUUUUGGAUCGUAAAAGCAAGCAACGAGUGGCUUAUAUGAUCGACUCUGUAAUCGCUCAAACUACUGUCGUGUUGCGAAAGGUUAAUAUACGAAUCGAGUGUCAACUUGGCCUUCCCGGAUUAAAUCGGGCUUCCGGGCUAGCGCUGAGCUUUGAAGUUCUGAGUAUUACAAACCAGUAUGGUAAAACAUCAGAUGAUCAGAAUCAGAAGCAAGAGCACCUCCGAACUGGACGGAGUACAAGCAAUGAUGGUUGGUUUUGGCUUUGGCGCUGGGGAACCUCGGAUAAAUCAGCUCCAUUUUCUCAGGGCGAAACUGCACCUGCGGUGCCGGUCGGCAGCUUGUCUACUACUUUGCACAAGACCGUCCGCCUCGAGGGCGCCGAUUUGUUUUGGGACUUGUGGAACACGACAGAACAAGUUAAUCACCAAGAGAGCAUUCACGAAGAGCAACCAAACAGCGGUCCCAAUGAUUUCCGAGAUGAAUCACACUACGUAGGAUGCACUGAAGCGGUCAGCAAGUCCAUCACUGUCUGUCCAACUGAAGAUAACAUGAUUGCAUCAGCCAGGCUUCUGAGCCUCACUGGUGUCCAUACAGCUCAUUUGAGCAUUCGCUGUCCAGUGUUUUCCUGCUUGCAAUCCAAAUCCGGUGGACAAAGCCUUGGUUCUCCUGGGGACGCGAUGGAGUUCAAUCCAUGGUCGGUGUUUGAGCUCCGUGUUCACCUAGACCUCGGCCCGAUCGUUGCUUGCAUGUGUCCAAGCCAGUUUUACUGGCUGCGUUUAUUGUUUGGUCAGAUGUCAUAUAUUUGGCAGGCUUACGCUGCUAGAGGGCGUACAGUACAACGGUUAAAUGACUCAGCUCGCAAAUCGCCUCAGGUCAGUCAACUGGAACGUUCUUUGGAACCGUCAGUGGACCGAUUUUCCGUUUUGAACCGACACGUUUCAACUGGCCACAUGGAGGAGAAUCUGGUGGACCUGGACCUUUCGAACCCAAAUGAAAGUCUUUCUUCUACUCCGCAUCCAUUGGUUGAUAGCAAACUUUUCUGGUCAUGCGUCACUAACGCUUCGGAGCCGGCACUGUCAGAUUCAACUAUUCAACAAAUCGGAAUACCAAGUUCGUCUCGCUCAGGCGGCUCUAGUGAACCCAGAUUCUCCCUUAGCGCAAAUGUGCUAUGCGUUUCACUAAUUGCCUUCUAUGAGGAUGAUUCUGUUUCUUUGGCUGAUCCAUCCAUUCCUUGUCACGUUGAUUCGGAUCUGUGCAAGUCUGUGGGGCCCGCCUCCCGCCUUUCCCAUCUUGGACAUCUUUCUUCUCGAACAAAGCUUAAGCCUUCUAGUUCGAGUGAAGGUGACAUAACUUCAGGCGAUGAAACUUUCUGUGAACCACCUGAUCUAGGUCCCACUCUGAACGAAUUUGCUGGUGAUCAUUCUGAAGCACCCUCCGAACCUUCUCUUCCAAACUUACGAUCACUUGCAGUUCUUCCUGGCCCAUUCUUAUUUUUCUCUCGUUUUGCUGGUCUACUUCCUUGGCGACAGCCUUCUCCAUCUCCUGAGCCAGAUGUAGUUCCUGUGCAUUGUGGUAAGCCGCAACACACUAUGACGGCUGCUUUAGGACAUGACGAUAAUGCGACUGCCAUUCCAAUGCGCAUCGAUCGAACUGCUGUGGACACUGGGCAAAUGAGUCCCGCUUGUUGGGCGGCUCAUCUUCGUCGGCAGUUUGCUGAGUUAGCUUCUCCUCGAGAUCAUAUUUGUUUUGUUGGGGGCUUGUGGCAUUUUGAUAUAUGCCUCCGGUCGUCUUCUGUUCACUCGAAUCGAGACAAUCAGCUCCAAGACUCAAGCUUCAGCGCUCAACUGUUUGCAAUCGAACUGUCAGAGUGCCUCUUCCAAGACCCUUCUAUCAUGGAAUCAGGAGAUGCGCGCCUUAUCGGACUUCUCACAUUUCCCGAUCGACAACGAAUAUUGGGAGAUUCGGCGGCUCGUGAUAUAUCGGAUAAUCCCGCUGCCACAUUUAACGGUUUUUUGUCUGUUCCGGCCUCCUCGCUUUCACUAUCCGACUCUCUUAAUCUGAACUUGGCACAUUGCCACAUCGAUGUGGAUAUUAGUUUAUCUGAUCGGAUACAUCGGAUUGCUGAUGGCUUGACAGCUGCUUCUGAAGCGUUGGUCAAAUUUUUUCCACCCAACUCCCCUGAUCUCGGUGCAUGUCCUUGGUGGCAUACGAUCGGUUUACGCUCCAACCGUUCGCAUGUAUCGCCUCCGAAUACAACGCGGCACUCCCAGCGUGACUCUCACGAUUCCUGCUUUCGAUCUCAACUGCCCUUCCUGAUCGUUGAUUCUUCGACCGCUUACUGCCUUGAAGGCGACACCAUCAACCCACGAUCCACAGAUAUUAGCAGUCGCUUAAGUUGCAACGUUUCCUGUGUUAGCUUCGAAAUUCUACUGCGUUUUCCAAUUCCACUAGAAGCAGUGAGUCUUGAUGCCUCUCAUAAGUUGUCUGAUUUACAUACGAAAUUAUGGCGAAUGGGUGUUCCAGUGCGUCGCGACGAAUCUGCUACAACCCCCUCGGAUACUGCUAACCACCCGGACCACACUCCGAUCUUGGCUUGGUGGCGUAGGAGCUUACGUCCUGAGCACCUACGAUUCCUCAUCUCAAAGGUAACGCUAACGUGCCACGUUCCAUUUCUAUCGAAAAUCUCAACUUGUGAAUCUGAGCGCAUCGUAAAGAACCAACCGAUUUCGGGCCGCAAUAGUACUCCGGCCACGAAAUUCAAGGGGACCAAGACUAGCGUACAGGCUGAGGUGCAACUCACUCUUCGACUCCUAUCAAUACAUCUGGUGAGCGCGCUUUCGACACUCCAAACAGCACCGUUCCUUCAGAUUACUUCGAAUCCUAACAGUGGCGAUUUGAUCAAAGUUACAAUCCUGCUAGCACCUUUUGGUCGUCAAGCGCUUGUAGAAGAUGGAGCUGCUGAUUUUCGCUUUGACAUGGAGGCGACUGAGCCCGUGCACACUUUCUCUCAUCAACGCUUUGAAAUGGGUGUUGAUCUUGCAACUAUGGCGUCUCCUUUAUCCCUUUCUGGCCCUUCCUUCAGUGGCAAGUCAGAGUGGACUCCCAACCGACCAGUUGAAUGGUCUCUAUGGAGCCAUACUGGACCCAAACAAAAUCCGCGCACUCCGUUUGUAAUCCGGCGCAAUUUUUUGCAAGAUGCUCCGAAUACACAUUCGAAGCAGCUGACUUACUACCCCGGCGAUGCCGGCCACUUAGCAUUUUUUCGGCAAACGGCUGGGGCACACGCACGAUUCUCCGUACAUUGCAAGUCAUCCAUUGCCGUAGUCCACAUUGAGCAUAAACAGACGAUGGAAGUACUGAGACUUAGGCUCUUUUAUGACCUUUUUCUAUGGACUUCCUUGCUUCCUAACGAUCGGCGUCUUCGGGCUACGCUGACCCGCCAUCGUUCAGCGGCCAACUCAGGUGCCACUGCUCUCCGGUCAGACCAUCGUUAUUGGUUCCUCAGCGAUCCAGCCCCUUUAGCUUCAAUCUAUGCUCACCCGGACGCUGCACGUGAAGCAGCCGCUUUGGAGCUGACCAGCUUGGGUACGAACACUCGCCAUCCUAGUGGUUUACAUUUUCAUCCGUUUUACAGUGAGGACGAGGAGGAAACUGACGACGACAAGGCCAGUGUGUUCGAUGCAGGCUUGGAUUCUUUUCAGUCACGUCGUCUGAACCCAAGAAUUCGACGAUGGAGUCCUCAUUCGCGUUCUGGCUCCGACGCUGAUGAUGAUGUCGACCCGAAAGCAACCACAGCCGUGCAGAAACAAUCAUUUUUGUCUCUUCAGGUUGAUAUUGAUACAGUUGAGUUUCGUAUAACGUUGCCUGCAUUACCGUCGGACGAUUCGACCACAGAGCUAGUCCAACUCGAUGCAUCCGGCGUCACCUUGUUUUUGGAAUCGGCUCAUAAUGGAUGUCCAGAAUUGAAUCAUUUCACCAUGGAAUGCAAUAGGAUUGAAACAUUUUUUACGGCUCAUCAGUCUACUGCACAUUUUAAUGCGGCGAGCGAUGGAGUCGAUGCUGGUCAUUCAACUUGGUGGCCGGGUUUAGUGUACUUUUCGUGGCAAUCUGCGGGGUAUCCUGUUUCGCAGUCGUGCUCCAGCGAGGCCGAUUCUGGCCUCUGCACUCUCAAUGGGCCAAUGUUCACUAUGGCUGUUGAGCACCGACAACUGGUACAGACAUCAGUGCCCAGAGACGAAUUCCACUGCGCUUUCAGGCUUCAAGACGCUUGUUUAGUGCAUUGGCCGCAUUUGGAAGGUCGUUCAAGACCGGACGAUGCUCUCCCCGUUUGGUUGCGUGGGCUUUUGCAAAUUUUUCAAACCCCUUCUGCUCCCCUUUUGAAUCAACUGUUGCCCGGAUACCAACCACCUGAGACGCUGCUCGUUCAGCACUUUCAUCUGGAGCGCGUGGCCUUGACCUGGUCAGCUCAGUAUGCUGAUCCUCCUUCUACGCUGAACCAUUCCGCUUUCCACGUUGAAUCAGUCCGUGCAUUUUUGGGCUGUGAAUCCAUCGGUGUGACAGUCAAUACGGCAUCUGAGACCAGUCCAAUAAACGAGCCCCAUGCUACCGGCUCCUCUGGUCCGGGGACAUUGAUCAUGACUUUUUUAGACAACGCUACUCUUUUCUUGUGCCCGAACUACCGCAAGAGCAUUGGAACACCCGAACCCAAGACUACUGCGUCACCUUCGUCACGUUUUCUCAAAUGGAUUGGCUCCUUGCGCCUGGCUGAUUGUGUCUGUGUCGCUGAUCUGGACCACUUGGAAGUACGCUGUUUCUCCUAUCCGACGCGGGUCUCGCAACGGAUCAACUCCAAAGUGCCACAGUCGUUCAUUAACCGCAUUGAUAUCCGUGCUACUGAUAACCUACUCCGGUUGAAUACUUGUGCUGACAGUCUGGUCGCCUUGCAGAGCCUCGUAGAGGCUCUUACAAAAGUUCCUAUCUAUGAGAAUGCAAGCACAACUCCACUGGAUUCUAAUCUCUACAACGAACAAACUAACGCUCCUUAUAUGCACUCACCCAAAGCGGAUUUCCUGAAAACAGUUGGAUUUACAGACCAGUCACGGACGCCCAUUCCCUGUCCCACGAAGGUCAGUCAUCAGCUCUCAUCAGAUAAUCACUCGGUACAUGACCAUGCAAGCAGUCUUGAUAAUCUCCUGCAAGGGGCGAUUUCCGACUCCGACUACAAAACUUCCGCAGUUUCGCCCGUUGCUUCGUUACUCGAACCUUCAUCCGAUAUAUGUUCGUCAGGACUUCAUCUAGACAGAUCAACCGUUUUCGAAAAGAACAGAUCACCGGAACCUCGUCCUUGCCUAACACCCCAUUCCGACAGAAGACUCAGAGGAUCCGCCUCGACCAACAUAUUAUCGGGACGGCUUACGACAGUUUCGCGCACGAAUACCUUUCUAUCACCUCCGGAUGUGCGUUGUCAUGAUACCAAACCCAACCAUUACGAUCAAUUGUCCUCUCCGUCUUCUCUCUCAAGGGACUUUGUCGUCAUAAAAUCGUCAAUGCUGCCUUCGAACCUACUCUGUCCUGUCGGUUCGAAAGUUGAAUUUAAGUGGCUUGUACCUUCUUGCAUGGGUGAAGCUGAGACAUUCGAAUUGCGUGAGAACCAGUAUCCUUCUCCUUGUGAGUCAGCCUUGGCUGGGUCGAGAAAUCGGAUGCGCCGUUUGUUCACUGAUCCAACUUCUGUAUAUCCUCCCGCCAUCCUGGCUUUGACGCUCUACAACUGCUGCUUGGAAUGGAAUUUGUUUGGUGGGACAGACAUUGCUUCUUUCACCAACCAAAAUCCACGGGUUAGUUCACGUACUGUCCCGGCUAAAAGCUCAGAACACACUACCGGACGUCCCUGUUUGUCAUCAGAGCAGCGCAACUCUGAUCUAGCUGUCGAUCCAGCACAUGUUUCAACAGCUCGUUCUGUUGCAAACACUAACGAUGCAGUGAAGAAAACUUACCGUUUCCGUCACGAUCGGUCUGCCAUGGGAACGGCUUCAUCACAACGCUUAACUUUUUCAGGAAGCACGGGUGCUAGUGAACUCCAGCACCAGACUGAGAGUAAAGACGCUUCUUGUUCCAGCAUGCGUGGUCUACAUAACAGAGGAGGGCAGUUUCGUGAUACACAAAAGCAUAUUUCAGUCCGUCUGAGCAAUGUGUACUUCCGCCACGCUACAUUCCCAACCAACGUGGUGGACAUGGACUCUCAUGCAGACAUUGCUGCUCGACACUGUUCCGUUGGAGAACCAGCCAUUCGGUGCAUUUUCAACAUUGGUUCCGUCUUGGUUCUCGAUCGAGUUGCGACCUCAAAUAUUAACCAGUUAUUAUACUCCUAUAAUAAAUCUUCCACCGACUCAUCAGUCGCACAUAAUGGCACCCCAAUUUUCCGGAUGUCGAUAAUGUCUUGGCGUGUACCUGUCCCGCAGAGCUCUAUAUCAGCUUCACCAUGCAAAGGUGGUGCGGAAAACGAGGAGACAGAUAUCAUCACAAUUACUGGACCACAUCGUAAGAGUGUGCCGUUGUGCCCCGCCAUGUCGCCGUCGAGUUUGGAGUUGGAAGCGAAAAUCUCGUGCCAGCCAUUGCGUAUCAACUUGGAUCAGAACACUCUCCUAUUCUUGGAAGAAUUUCAAACGCUCUUAAGCAGUUGUGCUUCUGGUGCUGAGUUCGCAGACAACUCCACAACAGCUUGCUCAUCUACACCUCCAAGCACUUCAACCAGUUCAUCUCCACGUAGAGACUCAGACAAUAAACUGACACGCACUUCGGACUCUGCAGACGAAGCGACCCGGAAAUGCAUUCCCAGGAUUACUGCUAGAACUCCCUCCAAUCUACCUACCACCUCCCUGACAACCACCAGAUCGAUAGCACCCCUGGCGCUACAGCCUGUGGAGUACCAAAGGCCUCCAAAUAUUUUCAUCCGAAAAGUCACUUUCUAUCCGGACCUGCCCAUCCGACUGGAUUACCAUGGUCGUAAUCUUGAAUGGAAUUCGGGUUCUAUGCACGGCUUCCUUCGCACUCUCUUACAAUUGCACAAUGCUGAGCUAGUCAUUCCGCGGAGGGUUUAUCAAAGGGGAUAUCCCAGUUUGGAACGUCUACUAGAAGAAGUUUCGGCCGAUAUUCGAGAUAUCCUCGUUUCACAGCUGCCUCAGAUGCUGGCAACUUGUAUUGGGCCAAUGCACGAAGUAACGCAAUUCCUUAUGGGAUUGUGGGACCUAGUUUAUCAACCGAUGUACAGCUUGUACAUGGGUUCUAGAACUAGCUCGGAUUCUUUGCUUGAAGUGCAACGAGGCUACUGGAGGACGGCAGACUUAGAUAUGAGCACUUAUGACACAGGAAUUGGAUCCUACACAUCAAAAAAAACGAUAUACGAACCUGAAAGCGGCGGCGGAUUUAUUCAUGGCCUUCGCCAUGGAACACGUUCCUUUUCUACUAGUACUUUGUGGGCCACUCUGCAGCUCAGUAUCCAAGGUAUUCGAGCCGUUCAGUCUGUUGCUGAGACGGCCUACGAUCUCUUGACACCCGGCCCUUCGUUACGGAGCAGACAGCUACGCCUGCGCCAGCCGGCCGAUUUACGUGAAGGCUUUGGUAAUGCCGUGAAUGCCAUGUCCCGUGGCUUGCAAAUGGUUACCGAAGAUCUCUUCGGCGCUACGCGCGUUUCAUCUGACGUUGACUUGGGAUGCAAAGGUCCUGUCGGUGUAAUCGGCGACGUCAUCCGACAAAUCCCACCCACCAUCGUGACGCCGCUUGUUACUGGUUGCGAGGUAACUGCAAACAUUCUGGGUGGUUUCCGCAAUCAAAUCCGACCAGAAGCGAAACUUGAGGAUGAGCAAAAAUGGAAAGACACCCAUGGCCUUUGAAGCAUAUUUUACUUCUGGUGUCACCAGUCCUGCAGUUCAACACUACAUUGUCUUUACAAGCUGAGCUACAAAUUCUUGAAAACGGUCGCCACUUUCCUGGCUUCCCAGUGGUGUAGUUACAAACAGCCUUUCACUCCAGUGUCUUUCCACUGCCAAAACUUUUACCAGCUCUACGUCCCGUACUUCGUGCAGCGGGAAAAUAAGUUACCAACUGUCUUCGUUUUACUUGCGCUAUCUCCCGAGUUCAUAUGAUCCAGAUAUACUUUCGUACUCCCCUUAAUGUGAUCUGACUCAUCGUGAUAUGAACUUCAACCCCCAGCUUUUAUUUGUG
Messenger RNA from Dicrocoelium dendriticum, 8828 nucleotides. The record is from the annotation of a GenBank genome assembly. NCBI's taxonomy places the organism in Eukaryota, Metazoa, Platyhelminthes, Trematoda, Plagiorchiida, Dicrocoeliidae.